AUGUCAUCAACAACACUUGGUCUUAUUAAAAAAAAUCUUCAAAAAGAAAUUAGUUAUGAUGAUGCCUACACAUUAUUACGAGAAGCAGAUCCGGUAAAUGCUAUCAAUACUUUGCCAAUGUGUCCUGACGGUGGUACAUUGUGGUUAUUUCCCGAUAAUGGUGAUUCUAAACAAGCGAAAGAUUACGUUUAUGACGGGUAUCUGAUGCCUCUGGAUAAACGACGAACCUAUCCACCACAUGAGCCAUAUAUUGAACAUGAACGAUAUUUUGCUUAUACAAAAGACAAAAAACGAGACAAUAGAUUUAAGAAAAUUGUUUUUCAGUUACAUAAAGAUUGCACAGUCGUUGAAGAAGCAUUAGUUAAUGGUCACACACAUCGAAUUCCGCUGUUAUCAUUAGUAUUCUGUCUUGGAAACACAAAACUACCACUUCGUGCACCUAAUAAUAAAAAUAAUAAAAAACACUUUAUCAAUUACUCUCGGUCAAAAUCAAGCACAAUUAUAUCUGCAAAAACGUUAUUAGCGUGA
Messenger RNA from Didymodactylos carnosus, 528 nucleotides. NCBI's taxonomy places the organism in Eukaryota, Metazoa, Rotifera, Eurotatoria, Philodinida, Philodinidae. The record is from the annotation of a GenBank genome assembly.